Nyctereutes procyonoides (raccoon dog) is the source of this 3179-nucleotide messenger RNA. RefSeq names its product homeobox C8 (gene HOXC8). The coding region runs from base 926 to 1759 and encodes 277 amino acids. Gene Ontology annotation, cellular component: nucleus. Gene Ontology annotation, molecular function: RNA polymerase II transcription regulatory region sequence-specific DNA binding; DNA-binding transcription factor activity, RNA polymerase II-specific. Lineage: Eukaryota; Metazoa; Chordata; Mammalia; Carnivora; Canidae. Gene Ontology annotation, biological process: regulation of transcription by RNA polymerase II. The transcript is spliced from 2 exons. The record is from RefSeq and is a predicted model, not a curated record.
GAAGAGUCUCUGGGGACUGCAUUCCGAGUAAAGGAAGGGGGAGAGGGACAGAGAGGAAGGUAGAGGGAAGGGGAGAAGGAAGCAGGGAGAGGAGGAAGAAGAAGGAAGGAAGGGAGAGAGGGAGGAAGGAGAAUGAUGGCAAAACCAGUACAAUCCUAAUUCGGUUUAGUUUCAACUUCUCUGUGCAUUCUCAGCUUUUCUCUUCGCUCUCCUCCUAGUUCUCUUUUCUCCUCCGCCUCUCUCUCUCUCUCUCUCUCUCUCUCUCUCUCUCUGUCUCUGUCUCUCUCCCUGUCUGGUGUUUAGUUUGCAUGUUGGUUUGGGGGUAACAGGGUGAUGCUUGCUGAGUGGCUGCAGCCUUUCUGGGGGAUGACAUGGCCAAGGCCUAAGGCAGCUGGUCAGGGAUUAGCCCAGAGUGGGGUGUUCCCUGGCGGUGGUGGGACCCCAGGCGCAAGGGUAGGGGCCUGGUGUGUGCCACAGCCCGUUGGUCAGUUGCACUGCACCCCCCGAGCGCCUGCCCCAGCCCCGGCAGUUUUCACCCGCUAAUCAGAAGCAGACACAAGCUGCUGGGUAUGCCUCGGCCCGGCGCCCCCUUUCUCGGAAAUCCCCCAAUCUGGAAACUAUUAAACUCAGACGGCUUGAAAUAUAGCGCUUUAAUAUCUCAGGCUGCCCAUUCUGGCGAGGGGUGCAGGGUGUUGUUCUGAGUACUUGGGGAAUACCACCGUAAAAGAAAAUAACUGGGGAUCCCAGUCCUUCUGGAGCUUCCUCCACGGCAUGGCCUUCCAGGAUUGGUGAGGCACUUGGAGGGACCAGCCCCUUCCCCAUCAUUUGAAUCUCCUACCCCCUCCUUCCAUUCAGCAGGCCAAUUUCGGGGGCUAGAGGAAGGCUGGAAGGCAGGAACGUUUUGCUGGGAUGAUCUUUGAGGGGGAUGGUCAAAAGUCGCAAACACUGGUUUUCCCAGUGGCUGAAGCACCCUCUCCUCUUGCCCACUGCAGAGACCUCCUCCCUGAUUCCAGAAGCAAUUGUUUUCUUGGCCCUUUCGCAAGGUGCUUUGCCAAUAGUUUAUUCUCUUUUCUCGGUCCUCACACACCCCACCCCCUUGGCCACUUUGCUCUCCUGGGACCCUGGCCUCAGUUCCGCUCCAGGACCCGUCCCCCCCCCCCCCCGGGGGGCUGACUGCCUCCUGACUGUGGGGACUCAGGCUUUUCUCCCAGCCCAGGCUCCGAGGCGGCGUUUCCGGGCUUCCACCCCGCCCCUGCUCCAAGGCCCUGUCGCCUCCCCUUGUCCAUCAGCGCGGCCUGCUUCCUGCAGCCGCCCGCCCGCCGCCUGCCGGAGCCGGCCCUGCUUGGGGCAGGAAGGAGGGCCGCAGGGCUCAGGGCUCCAAGGGCCCUGGCGAGAGCGUGGGAUCCAGAACAGGCCCACCCGGCCCCAGCCCACUGUUCGGUUCCAGCUCAGCCUCCAGCCUGCAGCUCCGGGGCGGCGCAGCGGAAGGCAAACUUACAGCCGGUAUCAGACCUUGGAACUAGAAAAGGAGUUUCUCUUUAAUCCUUAUUUGACACGAAAGCGCCGGAUUGAAGUCUCUCAUGCCCUGGGACUGACUGAGAGACAAGUGAAGAUCUGGUUCCAGAACCGAAGGAUGAAGUGGAAAAAGGAGAACAACAAGGAUAAACUGCCCGGAGCCCGAGAUGAAGAGAAGGUGGAGGAAGAAGGAAACGAGGAAGAGGAGAAAGAAGAGGAGGAAAAGGAAGAAAACAAGGACUAAGCAAAAAAAAGAGAGAUCCCCCCCCCCUCCCUUAGCAACUCCCUUGAAGUUUCGUUUUAUGGUAGCGGAUAAAUUGAGAAGUUUACGACUGUCAUUUGCUUUUAUAGAGAAUAGAAUGACACUCACAACUCUAACUACCUGUCAGAUACUUGCAGCUCUGGUUUUAUUACCUUUGGACUUCCCUCGAUCUUUAUUUGUUUGGGGGCUGGAGGGGGGGGAGACCGAGACACAGCGAAAAGUUCGGACUCCGUCUCAGUCCUUGCCCCAGCACACACACUUGUCCCUACCCCCACCCUUCGGAGUCCUUCCUGGAUUUUAAGGUCUGAGACCUGGCCUCUUCGCCCCUCUCUCACCCCUUUCUUGCCACACUCCCACCUCCCUGCUUCUCUGGUAUUUAUUUUAGAGGGGAGCCCUCUCAAAAUGCGGAGGAAGAAGACUUGUGGCUUUGUUUUUAUGCUAGGAUUAGUGUAUUAGAUUUCCUUCUUUGCAAAAGAAAGAAAAGUGAGGGAAGGCAGGCAAGGAAAGGGAGAUGUAUAAAGAAAUUUUUUCAAAAUGGUAGCAAGGAAUAUCCCUUCUCCCUCUCUGGGGCUCCCCCACUUAGAAAGACUCCCCCCCCCCCUUGACUUUCUCUAGAAACCUGAUGGAAACCUGAAGGAGAUGCAGGUCUCUCCCCUCCCCCUCUCCCCACAGGGUAGAUAGGAGCCUGCAGUCCCCGCUAAAAUCCUACCUAGCCAUCCCAUGGUCACUCGGGCCCAUGCCUUCCUCCCUUUCGCUGUCUGAUUUCUGUUGUUGGGCCCAGCUUCCUCUGAGCUGUACUAGUAUUAGCGCUCAGAAAUCACCAUAAUCAUGAAUACGAAUGAUAAUAAUAAUAAUAAUAAUACUGAUAAUGAAUCUUUAACAUACUACCUAAAGGGAACCUGCAAUAAUCUUGAAGAAAAUAAAAAAGAAAUUUUAAAAAAUCCUAAUAUGCAAGAAAAAAAAAGAGAAAAAAUUAAAAUUCAAAAAAAAAGAGAGAAACCUCCAACGUAUUUUAUCACUACCUAUAGAAAGAAAUCCUGCUUUGAGAGUAUUCGUAAUGCGGUUUUGUUGUUGUUUGUUGCUGCUUAUUUCACUAAGAAAAACCCAACAACUGAGACUGCCUAGCCCGCCGGUCCUGUGCGCUUUUAUUGUGCUUCUAACCCCAGUAGAGUAGAACUAAAUUGCACUGAAUGUAUAGUUAACUCUGUCUUGAAUUCUCUGUUUAUGCAAUGUGCUCGAAAGAAAAAAAAACGUUAAAAUAUAUCUAUAAUAAUAAUUUUUGGUCAUUCGUCUUUAUGUCCAGCUAUGAAUGUAGAUUUUGUGUCCCGGCAGCCCUGUUCCUGGUCCAAGUACUUUGUAUUGUAUACGUGAGUCAUAAUAAAAAAAAAAAGGAGAAAAAAUA